GAACCUAUCGCGAUAUUUGCGAAACAGUAACCCUUCCAAUGUCCGUACCGUAAUCGAGAUCACGAAUUGGAGGUCCCACGCCCUUUGUGUUGGAUGCAACUCUAUUCACUUCCGCCAAUCCGCGUCCACCGAUCUACUGCUCCCAUACGCGUUCGGAAAUGGCGCCCACCACCAUGCUCGCCUCGCGAGCCGUGCGACAAGGGCUGUGCGCCUCCUUGAACCUCAACUACAUCGACCGCGCGAGUAGCAGCGAUUGUCGUCCCUUUGCUACCAGCGCGCACCCCGCACCCGCAGUUGCCUUGGUCUCGAGCGCGGGAGGUUUCGAGCGUGGAGGCUGUGGUGUGUCCGCGCGCGCGGCAGCCCGUGCGUGCAUGCCGCCAGGAGGCCCGCGUGACGCGGAAGCCGGCGGCGAGAGCAGCAAACGCGGGAGUGCGUGCAGCGAGGGAGGGCGCAUUGCGGGGUGGGCGUGCAUCGAGCGGUGCGGCGCGUGCUGCCAGCUGGACAAGGGCGAGCUGGCGCCGCCCGUGGAGACGAUUCUGCGCGACGCGGGCGAGCUGGCGAUGUACCGCAGCAUGGUGGGGGACGACGGGUGGUGCCGACACUACGACAGGCAAACACGAGCCUGCAGCAUAUAUGAGUCCCGCCCCCGGUUCUGCAGAGUGCAGGCAGACGUGUUCUGGGACCUGUACCGCAUUGCACCCCACCAACUGGCGUCCAGCGCCAGAAGCUUUUGCCGCGUGUCCAUUGCCGAUGUGUACGGGCCACGCUCUGACGAGAUGAAGCGAUUCAAGGCAGCCAAUGGGAAGAGCCGGGGAGAUGCAAUGCAGCGAUGAGGUGCUGUGGCCUUUAUGGUGCAGGCCACAGGGGUGCAUGGCGGGAGAGUCAGCGGGAAACACACAAGGCUGCUGUGGUGGGAGGGAACACCACAUUCUCUAUGGGUAGCGGAAUGGACUAGAAAAGUUGGUACAGGGUAGUUUUGUGCUAGCUGUUGUACACUCUAUGGGCAUGCACCUAGCUAGCCUCUAAUCAUAUACAAUAUGUGUUGGUGUUUCACAUUUAUUCCAAUAUCUCUGUGCAUGUACGC
This is a messenger RNA of Closterium sp. NIES-67, 1084 nucleotides long. The record is from the annotation of a GenBank genome assembly. Lineage: Eukaryota; Viridiplantae; Streptophyta; Zygnematophyceae; Desmidiales; Closteriaceae.